This is a messenger RNA of Sitodiplosis mosellana (orange wheat blossom midge), 497 nucleotides long. Its product is annotated as poly [ADP-ribose] polymerase-like. The coding region runs from base 23 to 484 and encodes 153 amino acids. Gene Ontology annotation, molecular function: NAD+ poly-ADP-ribosyltransferase activity. The transcript has 3 exons. The record is from RefSeq and is a predicted model, not a curated record. Lineage: Eukaryota; Metazoa; Arthropoda; Insecta; Diptera; Cecidomyiidae.
UAAAUUUUGAAAAAUUCAAUAAAUGAAAAUCACAUUUUUUCAAGGUAUCUACUUUGCUGAUAUGCUUACGAAGUCCGCAAACUACUGCGCUACCACACACUCAAACAACACAGGAUUGAUGUUACUGAGUGAAGUGGCUUUGGGUGAUUGUCUUGAGUUAAACAAAGCAGACUACAUCAAGGCAUUGCCAAAUGAUAAACAGUCAGUGAAAGGGCUGGGAAAGACCUACCCCGAUCCAGCUGUAGCUUACAAACAAGAAAAUGGUGUCAUCGUCCCAAUUGAAAAACCGAUCGAAGAUACUCAACUUCGUUCUAAUCUAUUGUACAACGAGUACAUUGUAUACGAUGUUGCGCAGGUCAAUAUAAAAUACCUCUUCAAGAGCAAAUUGUACAAACACAAAAAGAUCAGGUUUUUCACGAUUCUUGGAGUCGUUUUCCUGCAAACCAAAAUAUUCAGCCAGUUUUUGGCGGUGUUAAAUAAAUAAAUAAAUAAAUAAA